AUGUACAUGAGGGCAUACCGGGGACACGUUCAAACACGCAGGACGUUACACUCAGCUGCACUGCAGGGCGAGAACGUUCUUACAUGUGAUAACAUUCAUUUGCGUCCUCGGUACGCAGAGGCCUUGAGCAGCCGCCGGUUGAAGCUGCAGCCUUCGUGGACAAUUUGUCAAGGUAUGGAGCCUUUUCUUAACACUUCUCCUUUAAGAAUGCAAGUAAAGCGGUAUGGAAUGGCUUGUUACAUUAAGCUGUCACCGUGCUUGUGGAUGUCGGCACUGCCGCAGUAUGACAGCCAGGUUUCGCCUCGCAGGUCGGGCAUUACGACAACCGAGAUUUUAACAUUGGCAUUAAAACAGCAUUGCACACAGAGCAUGAGCGAGGUGCAAGAUACCUCACCACAGUGCGGGCGGUACAACACUUUCAUCCACUUUGGACCUUGAAAUCAAGAUGUACUGAAUGUUGGCAACACUUCUUCCACGAAAUGACCAACACGGAGGAGGACUUGUUGCAUGGAAGGCAUCUGGCAUCUGGUUACCGUGUGCUUGUGAACAUGUUCAUAGCAAUGCAUUCACGACGACCUGCAGUCAAUGACAGACUAACAACCAUUGCAGCUUCCAUUUUUAUGUAUUCUGCACACAUUGAACUUCUGCCGAAUGGAACAUCUUUGCUUUAGUAGUGAAUAAAGACAAGCAAUUCCUUAGGUGCAGACAGCGAGGAAGUAUUUCCUCAAUCCAAGAUAGCAUUUCAUCACCAAUGUCAGAAUGGAUGACUGCCUACAAAAUAUGACAGAUGCUUCGCGUGGCAGGCGUAGAGUGGUCAAAUUGUCGUGUGUCUGAGCAGCGUCCAGUCCCAGUAUGCAGUAUGCUUCAGCAGUAUGCUUCAUUUUAGGACAUUUCUUUUCACAUGCGAAGCAUUGUGAUGAACGCAUCCUUAUGUAAAUAUUUGUCGGCGGCU
Messenger RNA from Volvox carteri f. nagariensis, 952 nucleotides. RefSeq lists its product as uncharacterized. Bases 1 to 438 code for a protein of 145 amino acids. The transcript has 4 exons. Lineage: Eukaryota; Viridiplantae; Chlorophyta; Chlorophyceae; Chlamydomonadales; Volvocaceae. The record is from RefSeq and is a predicted model, not a curated record.